AUGAUAGAUCAAGCAAAGUUCGAUAGGUGGGCGACGGCAGACAGGCGAGAGUAUUGGAUUUCGACGUGGCACCGUUCGGAACGGCACUGUCUUCUUGCCGCCCACGUCGAUGUCGGCGUUCUGCGUUGGGUACCGUUGGAGUUCUACCUGAUAAAAUAGGAAGAAAGUGAAAAUGAAGUCCGUUCUGCCGAGCUUGUGCAUGGCACCUCCGCGACAUGUGAAGUCUUGCCUGUAACAGCAGUGAUUGGGGAUCUAUAG
Messenger RNA from Haemonchus placei, 258 nucleotides. NCBI's taxonomy places the organism in Eukaryota, Metazoa, Nematoda, Chromadorea, Rhabditida, Trichostrongylidae. The record is from the annotation of a GenBank genome assembly.